AUGAUUCUCAAAUACUUUAUCCUAUGUUUGUUUGUCACGUAUGUAUUCCCUGUUCAUAUAGUUCGUAAGUGACUGAACAAUAAAUACAUUUCAAUUAAUGAACAAUUUUGUUUAUAGGUAUUCCAGAAUUUCCCCCAAAACGACUUUUAGAACAGUAUUAUGGACCUGGCAACAGUAAAACAGUGAUUUCUCCUGCAAUCACAGGUGAGUAUUGAUUUGAAAAUUUAUGAAUAAAUAAAAUUUUGCAGAUAGACAAAAACACGAAGUUCAUACACCUCCAGCUACACGGGAAGCGUGUCAAAAUUUGAAAACUUCCCUAAUAAUCCUUUCAUUCAUCAGAUUAUUUGUAUAA
Molecule: messenger RNA, 352 nt
Organism: Caenorhabditis angaria
Lineage: Eukaryota; Metazoa; Nematoda; Chromadorea; Rhabditida; Rhabditidae
Source: the annotation of a GenBank genome assembly